Molecule: messenger RNA, 1365 nt
Organism: Talaromyces rugulosus
Lineage: Eukaryota; Fungi; Ascomycota; Eurotiomycetes; Eurotiales; Trichocomaceae
Exons: 2
Coding region: 1-1365 (454 amino acids)
Biological process (GO): zinc ion transport; transmembrane transport; intracellular zinc ion homeostasis
Cellular component (GO): membrane; Golgi apparatus
Molecular function (GO): zinc ion transmembrane transporter activity
Source: RefSeq, a predicted model, not a curated record
AUGGCCUCGAGUCUCCCGAUACCUGCUCCUCCCCGAACUCCCACGCCACCCCCCGACGAGUAUCAGAGCGAUCAACCAGCGGAGCCGCUGUUCAAUCCAAAUGCGCUGUCGCCUAUGGCUCCGAUAUCAGCAAUUGAAGACAAUCGAGAAAGCACCAUGAAUCCAUCCAGUCCAAUGAGCCCCACGUUUCCGUCGGCUUCGAGCGAUGGCGGUGCGAAUGUGAAGACGGGCGAUCCCAAUCCCUUCAACUUCCAGCCUACGGUGCUUGCGAAGAGCCCCGUCAUAAAAUCGAACAUUGGCCAGCGACGUGGUCACAAGUAUAAACACAGUAGUAUAUCGCACCAAAUUUUCUUGGAACCGCCGCCACGAGCUCCCUUGGCUCUACCAGCCUCGCUGCCAAUACCUACCUUGAAAGAAUACCGAGGCAGCAUGUCAAAGGACCAGAAGACAAGGUUCUGGUGGAGUGUCUGCCACAUGUUGAUCGCGGGAUACACGUUAUGGUCUGCUCAUGGAUCUCUUGCCAUGACAGCCUUGUCCCACCUUAUUCUUUUCGACUCUCUUGGAGCGCUCUUGUGCGUGAUCGUCGAUGUUCUUGGUAACUUUGAGGUGUGGAAGCGGUCGAGUAUCCGCCAUCCGUUUGGGUUGGAGCGUGCAGAAGUUCUCGCUGGCUUUGCCUCUUCUGUCCUACUUUUAUUCAUGGGACUUGACCUUAUAUCUCACAUUUUGCAACAUUGCCUCGAGGGAUCUUCUGGUCACCAGCCACACCACUCGCAUGAACAUGAUCGCGCAACGACCGGUUCUGUCGACGUUACAUCUGUGCUCGCUAUUGGUUCGACAUUGGUUUCUGCCAUUGGUCUCAAAAACCAUGCUCGCAUAGGCAAAUCGAUGCGAUUUGCGUACAUCGAGUCCCUGCCUUCUGUCCUUAGCAAUCCCUCACAUUUCCUGACUCUUUCAUGUUCCGUCAUUCUUCUCCUUCUGCCCUUGCUUUCCAUUUCGCUGUACAAGAAGCUGGAUAUGCUGCUUUCUUUAACCAUGGCUAUAUCUAUGUGCGUUCUUGGUUCGCGCAUUGUGAAAACUCUAGGAUCAAUGCUACUGAUGUCCUUUUCUGGUCGUGGUGUGAAUCACGUAAUGCGGGAUAUUCAGGCAGACCCUGCCGUCACUGCUAUUGACGAGGCUAGGUUUUGGCAGGUCCAUUACGGGCUAUGUAUGGCGAAUCUGAGGUUGAGGGCUACCGGUACAGAAGAAAACUUGGCAAAGCUUCGAGAAAGGAUUACAAGUCUUAUAAAGAAUCGGCUAGGAGGUGGUUAUGGCUCGGGAGGGCAGAAGUGGGAGGUGACUUUGCAGAUUGCUGUAAACACGGACUAA